AUACAAAUCGUACUCAUCAACCGCAGACACACCUACAACCGUGACUUCAAUCAACUAUUCUAAAACUCUACACUCCCUUUUCACGCCCUAGUCUCACAGGUAUAAUAUAUAUAUAUACACACAUAUAACACCUACUAGUAGAUAACAAGAGCAACAAACAUCAUCCCAACAAGUCAACAAUGGCAGUAGAAUUCCUGGAGACUCUAGAACAAUCCAUAACCGCCUACACCGGACUCUCUCCCAACACCUUCUUCACCGUAAUCGCCGCCGGUAUCGCCGUCUACUACAUCUUCUCCGUUUUGUUCGGAGGAUCCUCCGAUCACCACCAACACCGGCCAAGAUCUUUCGAAGAAGAUGUGCAGCCUCUUCCGCCACCGGUCCAGCUCGGCGAGAUCUCCGAAGAGGAGCUGAAAGCCUACGACGGCACCGAUCCCCAAAAACCUCUUCUUAUGGCCAUCAAAAGCCAGAUCUAUGAUGUCUCACAAAGCAGGAUGUUUUACGGGCCAGGUGGGCCAUAUGCACUGUUUGCCGGAAAAGAUGCUAGCAGGGCUCUUGCAAAAAUGUCAUUCGAGGAAAAAGAUUUGAACGGUGAUCUCACUGGUCUUGGUGCAUUCGAGCUUGACGCAUUGCAAGAUUGGGAAUACAAGUUCAUGAGCAAGUACGUCAAAGUUGGAACCAUUAAGAAACCCGAAGGUGCACCCGAGGCAUCAACUGCAGCCGAGCCCACCGAGUCAACUGCAGCCGAACCCACUGAGCCAACCGCAGCUGCUGCUCAUGCUGCAGAGUCUACAGAGCCCACAGAAGCGAAAGAGGAAAAGGAAGAAGCUUCAACCGUAGUGGAAGCUGGCAAGGAUGAUUAGAAUAAUAUGAGGGUUAUAACUUCUAUAAUUAAGCAUAAAUCAAUGACUCUUAAUAAUUGUACUCAUUUGAUAUUUCUGGUAUUUGAGUAAUGUGGCUUUUAUGCGGAAUUGUGAUCUU
Molecule: messenger RNA, 978 nt
Organism: Helianthus annuus (common sunflower)
Lineage: Eukaryota; Viridiplantae; Streptophyta; Magnoliopsida; Asterales; Asteraceae
Product: membrane steroid-binding protein 1
Exons: 2
Coding region: 180-860 (226 amino acids)
Cellular component (GO): membrane; endomembrane system
Source: RefSeq, a predicted model, not a curated record